Molecule: messenger RNA, 1401 nt
Organism: Ornithorhynchus anatinus (platypus)
Lineage: Eukaryota; Metazoa; Chordata; Mammalia; Monotremata; Ornithorhynchidae
Product: SLAM family member 9-like
Exons: 4
Coding region: 223-1275 (350 amino acids)
Biological process (GO): T cell activation
Cellular component (GO): external side of plasma membrane
Source: RefSeq, a predicted model, not a curated record
CUCCUCAGUGAGAAUUACCAUCUCCAGCCCCAGUCUUCCCACACCCCAGGGGUCGGUGGUGACUGGGAUUGCGGAGGCUGCUGAAACCAAGAACGAAAAUGUUGUUCAUCUUCAGAUUGUUCCUCAAACCGAUGUGGGAGAAGGACAGGAAACGGUGGGGCCACUUCAGAGCAGAAAGGCCCAGAAGCCAAAGCGGAUGGGACCCAGCCCAAUCCCAUCGAAAUGCUCAGAAGGAUGCAGUCACCGCUUAGACAGGCUCCCAGAGUCUGGGUGCAGAAGUCUGCCGGGAUGGGGCUGUCUUCCCGGUUCCUUCCUCUCCCGCUCCUGCUGCUCCUGUUCCUCCAGCCCUGGGCAGGGACAGGAGCCUCCAGGGACCUGAUCGGGGCCGUGUGGGGGUCGGUCACCUUCCCCCUGGACAUCCAGGCUAGGCGGCAGGUCAAGUGUAUCAAGUGGACUUCCGAUGGGGACAUCGCCACGGUGAUUCCAGGAGGACCAGGAAAGCCUCCUAGGAUCGUCGUCACCGCUCAGCAAUACAUGGGACGACUGACUGUCUCCACCAACCUCACCCUGACCAUCAGCCCACUGAGCCUGAGGGACACGGGAACCUACAGAGCCGACGUCAACACUGCUGACACCACCACCACCACCCAGUUCUCCCUACGUGUCUACGAUCGGCUAGGGCCACCCACAGUGACAGUGAACUCCACGGUGUCUGACAACGGCCGCUGUACCAUCACUCUGACCUGCUGUGUGGCCACGGGAGAGAACGACGUGACCUUCAGCUGGAUGCCCCUGGGGCCCGGGACCACCGUGUCCCCUGAUGGUUCUGUCCUCAGCAUCUCCCAGAGGCCCAGAGACCCACCCCCGCUCUACACGUGCACGGCCACAAACCCCAUCAGUGGCAGGUCCCGCACCGUUCCCGCUUACUGGAAUCUCUGUCCAGAUCCAGUCCCAGAACAGGCCAGACUAGUGAUGCCCUUCUCCCCGGUGAUGUGGAUGCUCGUGUCCAAGGGGUUUCUCCUCCUCAUGCUCCUGGGGGUCCUGGGGACCAGGCUCACUUUGGGGCAGCCCCACCGCGACCACCAAAGGGACCCGAGAGCGGGAGCAGGAAGUGAAAAAGCAGGGUGCCCGCUUUCCAGCUGUAGCCCCAGUGUGACGGGGACCCCGGGGUGCCCUGCUGUCCUGCCGACAGAACUGUGGACCUGGGGACUCUGUCCAUCUCGGGGCCAUUCCCGGACCCCUGAGGCCCCAUCUCCACCAAGCCCUCAAAACUGACGGGGGUGGGACCACCAGCACCUCUCCUUUCCUUCCUCUGAGGAAGAGGGUCAGGAAAUGGUCUCCAGGGAAGAUGUGAAGCAGCGUGACCUAAUGGAAAGAUCCCAGGCCUGAGAGUCAGAAGAA